CAGGCCUGGCCCCUUCCCACCGCGUAAGCCGGACCCGAACCCGUACCCGGACCCAGACUUGGGCCCCAGCUCCCUUAGCGGGCUUAGGGGCCCCUCCAUGCCAAGUAAAAAACUCGGAUAUGGCGGGGCGGGGCGGAGCAGGGUUGUGCCCGGGCUAGUCCGACCCUCGGAGCUCAUUGUGGCGAAAAUAGAAGCGCAUUCUAGAGCUGGGAGGAACCUUACUGGCCUUCACUUGCAACAUCCACUUUAUGGGCGUGGGCGAGGAAGCCCAAGAUCCAGAGAGGUAUAGUGACUUAAAAGUCACAGCUCUUAAGCCAGAGCCGGAUUUCUGUAUUGAACACUAAGUAAUGGCUAUGCAGAUGCAGCUUGAAGCAAACGCAGAUACUUCAGUGGAAGAAGAGAGCUUUGGCCCACAACCUAUUUCUCGAUUAGAGCAAUGUGGCAUACAUGCCAAUGAUGUGAAGAAAUUGGAAGAAGCUGGAUUCCAUACUGUGGAGGCUGUUGCCUAUGCACCAAAGAAGGAGCUAAUAAAUAUUAAGGGGAUUAGUGAAGCCAAAGCUGAUAAAAUUCUGACUGAGGCAGCUAAAUUAGUUCCAAUGGGUUUCACCACUGCAACUGAGUUCCACCAAAGGCGGUCUGAGAUCAUACAGAUUACUACCGGCUCCAAAGAGCUUGACAAACUACUUCAAGGAGGAAUUGAGACUGGAUCCAUCACAGAGAUGUUUGGAGAAUUCCGAACUGGGAAGACCCAGAUCUGUCAUACGUUGGCUGUAACAUGCCAGCUUCCCAUUGACCGAGGUGGAGGUGAAGGAAAGGCCAUGUACAUUGACACCGAGGGUACCUUUAGGCCAGAACGGCUGCUAGCAGUGGCUGAGAGAUAUGGCCUCUCUGGCAGUGACGUCCUGGAUAAUGUAGCAUAUGCUCGAGGGUUCAACACAGACCACCAGACCCAGCUCCUUUAUCAAGCGUCAGCCAUGAUGGUGGAGUCCAGGUAUGCACUGCUAAUUGUAGACAGUGCCACCGCCCUCUACAGAACAGACUAUUCGGGUCGAGGUGAGCUUUCCGCCAGGCAGAUGCACUUGGCCAGGUUUCUGCGGAUGCUUCUGCGACUUGCUGAUGAGUUUGGUGUAGCAGUGGUAAUCACCAACCAGGUGGUAGCCCAAGUGGAUGGAGCAGCCAUGUUUGCUGCAGAUCCUAAAAAACCUAUUGGAGGAAAUAUCAUUGCUCAUGCCUCAACAACAAGACUGUACCUGAGAAAAGGAAGAGGGGAAACCAGAAUCUGCAAAAUCUAUGACUCUCCUUGUCUUCCUGAAGCUGAAGCUAUGUUUGCCAUCAAUGCGGAUGGAGUAGGAGAUGCCAAGGACUGAAUCGUUGGGUUUUUUCCUGUGAUAAACCUUAAGUGCUGCAGCCUAAUGGAGAGGACUGCUCCCUGAGGUUCUUCACAGGCCUCUUCUGUUGUGACUGCCAGGAAAAGGCUUCCAGGAAAACAGCUAUUAUAUCGGCUUUUCUUAUGGUGUAAACACGAGACAGGUCAGUAGUCACAAGCUGAUCUGAAAUGUUUAUUCCUUCUAGAGUAUAUUAAUCUCUUUGUGAAUUCUUUGGUUUGGGGGUGUAGGUAUGAAGUACCUUUGACAUCAUAGUGCCUUGGGGUUGACUCAGGACUAACGGCUAUUGGCCAAUCUUAUGUCUCUAAGAGAACUAAAACUGGAGAGACCUGACUUCUCUCACUGUCUGAAUAAUGUUGGGGAAAAAUAUGCCUGAGCUAUGUGGCAAAGGGAGUGGGUCUCCUCACAGGUUUUUUUUUUUCUCUGCCAGUAAAACUCUUAAAUCAGAA
Molecule: messenger RNA, 1834 nt
Organism: Delphinapterus leucas (beluga whale)
Lineage: Eukaryota; Metazoa; Chordata; Mammalia; Artiodactyla; Monodontidae
Gene: RAD51
Product: RAD51 recombinase
Biological process (GO): double-strand break repair via homologous recombination; mitotic recombination-dependent replication fork processing; reciprocal meiotic recombination
Cellular component (GO): condensed nuclear chromosome
Molecular function (GO): ATP-dependent DNA damage sensor activity; ATP binding; single-stranded DNA binding
Source: RefSeq, a predicted model, not a curated record